Molecule: messenger RNA, 3252 nt
Organism: Entelurus aequoreus (snake pipefish)
Lineage: Eukaryota; Metazoa; Chordata; Actinopteri; Syngnathiformes; Syngnathidae
Product: zinc finger protein PLAGL2-like
Exons: 2
Coding region: 535-1809 (424 amino acids)
Biological process (GO): regulation of transcription by RNA polymerase II
Cellular component (GO): nucleus
Molecular function (GO): DNA-binding transcription factor activity, RNA polymerase II-specific; sequence-specific DNA binding
Source: RefSeq, a predicted model, not a curated record
ACAGUCGCUCCCUUUCCCUAGGCAGGCGCAGCACACGUGUGGCGGACGGCAGGCAGGGCGAAGUGUGGAAGAAGGCAGGAGGAAGAAGGCAGGAGGCAGGAGGCAGGAGCGCUGCAGCAGAAUAAGCCGAGGAGGACAACACUGGCAGGUCAAAGAUCCUUUUAGGAUGUUGAGCUUCCUCCCCAAUUCCGCCGUGACGGGUGUGCCGUGCUGCUGAACACUAGAGGACUGAGACAGAAAACCGCAAGAUCCAAACGCCCUCUUUACCGCAGCCCUCUUGGGGUUGCUAUGGCAGGUGCUGUCGCUGAAACCAAACGCUGGACACAGGCCUGUCCCACCAAGGCAGGACAGACCACACGUCAUUGCCGCAAGGGACCGUCAAGCAGUGGACAAACUGCACUUAGUGUCAUCGCGAGAAAACUAAAAGAGCCCUAAGGCGCAGAGCUGAAGCCGAUGUAGAAUCCUCAUGAGUGUUGCUUGUGUCGCCUCCUACUCAGCUCCAUUGUCUUGCACCAGCACUACCCCCGUGGGACCAUGUUCCACCAGCAGGACCAGCUGAAGGGUCCGCUGCAGGAUAGCGUCGUCUUCCACUGCCAGGAGUGCGGGAAGCAGUACAACACCCAGCUGGGUUACAGGCGGCACCUGGUGGAAGCUCACGCCAACGCCGGAACCGGCCCGGCCUGCUCGGACGGCGCGCCGUCCCUGCUGGAGCACCUGGGCGGCGGCCACACUGACAGACCGCCCACAGCUGAGGGCAACAACAACACCGUCGUGUCUGUGAGAGAGAGGAAAUAUUCCUGCGAGCGAUGCGACCGGCGCUUUUACACCCGCAAGGACGUACGUCGCCACGCUGUGGUGCACACGGGACGCCGCGACUUCCUGUGUCCCCGCUGUGCGCAGCGCUUUGGCCGCAGAGACCACUUGACCCGUCACUUGAAGAAGAGCCACGCGCAUGACACGGGAUUGAUACCGCUGGUUACGCCCAGCACUCCUGUGGCGACGUCCACCGCAAGCACGCCGUGUCCCGCAAAGGAGGCCAGCCCUCUAUCCUCUGACAGGGGCUCGUCCUCCUCCAAGGAACCGGUGGAGACCUUCACCCGGGAUAUGUUCAACUCCUACCCCAUUGCUAACCCUGUCCCCGGGAUGAGUCACCCGCACGGCCUCAUGCAGGUCUCGCUGUCCUCCAGCAUGGGUCGCCACAUGCCUCCUCCGUCGACUCACAACCACCACCACCACCUGCAGCCCCUGGCGGCGCCGCAGCAGCAGUCGUACGGCAACAUGUCUCGGUACCAACAAGGAUCUACCUCGUAUCCCCGCACGGACGUGGACAGUUUCCUGCUGGAUCUGCAGAGCGCCCCUCCUCCCCAUCUCAACUCUUCUACCUCUACGUCCACCUCCCCUCAGAGGGAGAUGCUCGGCGAAGGGAUGGGCGUUGGCGGUGACCCCCACCUGCUCCCCAGGAAUCCCGCCAUCUCCCCGGCUGAGCUCUCCUGCACCACUAACAUGGAACUGGGCCCACUGUUGGGCUUUCUGCCUUUCAGCCUGCCGCCUUACAGCCCUCAUGUGGGGAUGGGAGGGUUAAUGAUGGGUUAUCCUCCUGCCACCACCACCACCGCCUCCUCCCCAACUUCCUCCACUGGGUUGUCCUCCCAGUCUUCAGGGCCUUUUACCUUCUUCCAGCCUCCUCAGGCUCACGUGCCCCAGGGCCCUGUGGCCCACAACCACAGCCAGCUACCUCAGGCAUACAGCACUUCUGCUGUUAGCACUUCUAGCUCCUUACCUCAUUACUACCAGGCCUUUCAGCAAUAAGCAGUUCUGUUGACCGCGAUUAGCCUUCUUCACACCUUUUUUUUGUUGUUGUCGUUGUUGUUGAAUGGCAUCUUUAUGACGUAUACAUCAAGUAUGUAACUUGGAACACAACAAAUCACCUCAUCAGUAUUACCUCGUUAUUUAAAAAAAGAAAGAAAGAAAAUAGCUUGAAUGCACAACUUUGUCUCACUACAACCAUUUUUUAAAAUGUAUAAUUAACGGUUCAUGCACUUGACACAGUUAUCACAUGUGAUGGUUUGAUAACCGGAAGAAUACUUGUACCAUUAGUUACUGGGUAAAAGAACUCCAGACCAAGCACUGAGUUCCAAGGAGCCACGCUAACAUGGUGAUACACUUAUCACUAAUUACCAAUGCACUUAAGUAACAUUUUUUAGCAUGACAUACCUUUUUUUAGCGACUUAAAGGCGAGCCAGUCUUGUAAACCAGUGGUCCCCAACCUUUUAUGCAACACGGACCGGUUUAAUGUCGGCAUUAUUUUCACGGACCGGCUUUACAGAUAAAUACAGCAAGAAUAACGGGCAUGAAAAAUACAACUUGUGUAUUUUUCGGAGUAUAAGUCGCACCCGCCGAAAAUGCAUAAUAAAGAAGGAAAAAAACAUAUAUAAGUCGCACUGGAGUAUAAGUCGAAUUUUUGGGGGGAAUGUAUUUGCUAAAAGCCAACAGCAAGAAUAGACAUUUGAAAGGCAAUUUAAAAUGUCUAAAGAAUAGUGAACAACAGGCUGAAUAAGUGUACGUUAUAUGAGGCAUAAAUAACCAACUGGUAUGUUAACGUAACAUAUUAUGGUAAGAGUCAUUCAAAUAACUAUAACAUAUAGAACAUGCUAUACGUUUACUGUCACUCCUAAUCGCUAAAUCCCAUGAAAUCUUAUACGUCUAGUCUCUUACGUCAAUGACAUCAAUAAUAUUAUUUGAUAUUUUACGCUAAUGUGUUCAUCAUUUCACACAUAAGUCGCUCCUGAGUAUAAGUCGCACCCCCGGCCAAACUAUGAAAAAAACUGCGACUUAUAGUCCGAAAAAUACGGUACUUAAAUAUCUGCUUAACUUAUAAUUUCAAAGCAAGUUUUGCGUCAAAUUGUACACUGUAACAAUGACCAAUAGAUUUUACUGUAAAAUUUAGGGAUUUUUACAACAUAUUACUGUAAGUUGAAAAAAAAUGACCAAUGUUUUACUGUUUUUACAGUAAAAUUCUGUCAACUGAGCUGUGAGUUUUCUUGUUGUUUUUUUUUACUGUAAAAUCCACGGUUGAUGACUUUAUGGUACCACAUUUUAUUAUGGUAAAAAACUGGCAGCUGAGUUGCCAAAAUAAAAUGAAACAGCGCUACUGUAUUUCUAUUUACAGUAAUAUCAAUCAAUCAAUCAAUGUUUAUUUAUAUAGCCCUAAAUCACAAGUGUCUCAAAGGGCUGCACAAGCCACAACGACAU